Molecule: messenger RNA, 14264 nt
Organism: Topomyia yanbarensis
Lineage: Eukaryota; Metazoa; Arthropoda; Insecta; Diptera; Culicidae
Gene: kst
Product: spectrin beta chain, non-erythrocytic 1
Exons: 15
Coding region: 571-13641 (4356 amino acids)
Biological process (GO): actin cytoskeleton organization
Cellular component (GO): cell projection; plasma membrane; cortical actin cytoskeleton
Molecular function (GO): phospholipid binding; actin filament binding
Source: RefSeq, a predicted model, not a curated record
GUUGCGAUUCGGACACCGACCGACGAGUGUAAAGUUCGUGUCGCGGAGUUUCACCCUUCCUCCGUGUCAGACGUGUCAGUAAGUAGUAGUGGGUGCCGCGUCGCCUAGCUAGAUAGUUUGCAAUUUUAUUUGCAACAAAAAGGAAAACCCUGUCCUCGCUGCUGUGAUUUGCACUGAUGCGUGAAUAUCAUCGCCGGUGAAGUGUUGAGCUUCGUCGGACGAUCGGACUGCGGUGAGCUAGCCAGCUAGCUAGCUAGAUUGAUAACGGACGGGGGCACAGAAGACGUGUACAGAGAGUGUUGUUCGAUGACGACGACGAGCCUACUGGAGCUGGAGGCGGUGGUGACCAACGCGAAUCAGUGCUCGUAAGAGGUGCCAACCAGCAGGGAAUAGAUGUCACAUGUGGUGCACAGAUGAGCUCAAAGCUCGAGUUAAUUUUGUUACGGAGGAAAAGUGACCUGUGAUGGAAAUUGGUUGUUUGUUUUCAUAGUUGAAUAAGAAGAAUAUCGAAGUUUUGUGAUUUAUCUCAUUGGAAGCAUUACGUAACAGGAUCUGUGUCAGUGAACCAAGAUGUCGCUAUACAAUCGAUACAGUAGUAGCUUUGGUUCACAGUAUGAGCCCGGUGGGUAUGCGAUCCAGGUACAGCAACGCUCCAACAUGACGCAACGCGAGGGCAUCUACAAGUUCGAGAAUGAGCGGAUCAAAACGCUACAGGAGGAACGGUUGCACAUCCAGAAGAAAACGUUCACGAAAUGGAUGAACUCGUUCCUAGUCAAGGCCAAAAUGGAGGUCGACGACCUGUUCACCGAUCUGGCUGACGGAAUCAAACUGCUGAAGCUGCUCGAGAUAAUUUCGGGCGAAAAGCUCGGCAAGCCGAACAACGGCCGGAUGCGGGUCCACAAGAUCGAGAACGUGAACAAGAGUUUGGCUUUCCUGCACACCAAGGUUCGCCUCGAGUCGAUCGGAGCGGAAGAUAUCGUCGAUCACAACCCACGACUCAUCCUCGGGCUCAUCUGGACGAUCAUCCUACGGUUUCAGAUUCAGGAAAUCGAAAUCGAUGUGGAUGAAGAGAACGAAUCGUCGGAGAAGAAAUCCGCCAAAGACGCCCUGCUGCUGUGGUGCCAACGCAAAACCCAGGGCUACCAGAAUGUGCACAUUACCGACUUCACCAACUCGUGGCGAUCCGGACUGGGUUUCAACGCGCUCAUUCACUCGCAUCGACCGGACCUGUUCGACUAUAACAGUCUGCUUCCCGGGCGGAACAUCGAGAACCUUAACCAUGCCUUCGAAGUGGCCGACCGAGAGCUCGGAAUCCCCAAGCUACUGGACGCCGAAGAUAUCGAUACGACCCGACCGGAUGAGAAAUCGAUCCUAACCUACGUUGCGAGCUACUACCACACCUUUGCUCGGAUGAAGAACGAACAGAAGGGUGGCAAACGGAUUGCGAAUAUCGUCAACAAACUGAUGGACGCCGAUAAGAAGAAGGUACAGUUCGAAAACCUAAUCACCGACCUGCUGAGCUGGAUCCGGACCAAGACGGUCGCGCUGGAGAAGCGAAAUUUUCCCAAUUCGGUCGAGGGCAUCCAGCGAGAGCUGCUGGCCUUCAAAGAGUACCGUACCGUUGAGAAACCACCCAAGUACAAGGAACGAUCGGAGAUCGAGGCGUUAUACUUCCACGUGAACACGCUGCUGAAAUCGUUAAACCAGCCCCACUAUACACCCCAGGAAGGCAAGAUGAUCAACGACAUCGAGAAGGCGUGGCGGGCACUGGAAAAUGCCGAGCACAAUCGGGAGGUGGCACUGCGAGAUGAAUUGCUGCGCCAGGAGAAGCUGGAACAGUUGAACUAUAAAUUUGAAAAGAAGUCAGUAUUACGCGAAGGUUAUCUGAACGAAAUGAUUCAGGUGUUGUCGGAUCCGAGGUACGGAGCAAAUCUGCGCCAGGUGGAUGCAACAGUGAAAAAACACGAGGCCAUCUCGGCCGAUAUUUUGGCGCGUUCGGAUCGAUUCAAUGACCUGACGGACAUGUGCAAUGAACUACACAACGAAAACUAUCACGGUAAAGAAGGAGUUAAAAAUCGAGAAACGGAAGUAAUCACAAAAUGGAAAGAAUUGCUAGAAUUACUGGAGAAUCAUAAGAGCAAAUUGUCGCAGUUAAGUGGUCUACUGAACUUGCUGCGGGAGAUUGACGCGACGAUGGGAACGAUUAAGGCAUUGAAGGUUCAAUUUGCAUCCGAGGAUGUGGGACCGCAUCUAUUGGGAGUUGAAGAAUUGCUUCAGGCACACUCGCUACUGGAACUACAAGUCACCACUUUGGGUGAAACCCAGCGCAGGUAUAUACGACAGGGUGAAGCAUUCAAGAAAUCGGGAUCAAAAGAUACAAGCCAGAUUGAUCAAAAACUGGCAGAGCUAGCUCAAUCCUACCAGGAACUACAGGGAUGUAGCGCAGAACGAAGAGCACGUCUAGACGAGGCUCGAGACUUUUACCAAUUCGUGGAGGAUCACGAAAACGAGGAAGGAUGGUUGGUAGAUAAACAACGCAUCUGCAAGGCCGCGAUCACUGCAAAAGAUCUGCGAGCGGUUGUAUCGCUACAACAAAAACAUAAAGCCCUAGAAGACGAAAUGAAGGUUCGCAAACCGAAGACAAUACAAAUAAAGGAAGCUGGCCGAAAGCUGAUUACAGACAAACACCCCAGACGAAGCGAUGUUCAAUCCAAGAUCGAUUCGCUUCGAGAACACUGGAAAGCCCUGGAAGAUCUGGUCGAUGUACGAAAAAGGCAGCUGGACGAUGCUGCAGAAGCGUACCAGUUUUAUGCUGACGCCAACGAAGCUGAUUCGUGGUUGAACGAAAAGAUGGCUCUAGUUGCCUCGGACGACUUUGGAGUUGACGAACCUUCAGCUCAGGCUCUUCUUCAGCGCCAUCGUGAUCUACAGGGUGAACUGAACGCCUACUCCGGAGAUAUAUUGAACCUUAAUCAACAAGCUGAUAAGCUAAUAAAAGCAGGUAUCUGCACGCUGGACUUAUCAGCGGAACCAGAACCAGCUCAGGAAGUAGAGCAGGAAGAAUGGGUCAACGAAACUCGCCUUGUUCCGAAAGAAGUUUGGGAGGAAGAACCGGUUGAACGUCUGGAACAUAAGACCGUUACAGAGAAUAAGUUGCUACCGCAUGUACGUGCUCUUUAUCCAUUCGACGGGCAGGGAAUGAAGAUGGCCAAAGGAGAGUUCAUGAUUUUACAGAAUAAGACAAAUCCCGAUUGGUGGAACGUACGCAAAUUAGAUGGUUCGGAAGGAUUCGUGCCAGCUAACUACGUAAAAGAGAUCGAGGCACGUCCGGUACCUUGCCUGAUCCGCAAAGCGGAAAAAGUGAAGGCCAUGCAGAAGGUGAAGAAAACCAUUCUGGUCAAACAGGUCGUUCCGGUGAAACGAGUUCGCCCAGCAAAGAUUAGUCAGGUCAAACCAUUGGUGAAACGUCGAACGGACGGGGAUGAUACGAUCGAUAGCAACGAUAGUGUAGACAAACGUCAGAAGCACAUCAACAGCACGUACGAUCAGCUUCAAGAACUGGCCGAAAGAAGACGAGCACUGUUGGAAGAUUCCAUCUGUCUAUUCCGCUUCUACAGAGAAUGUGACGAUUUCGAAAAAUGGAUCAAAGAUAAGGAGAAGAUGCUCCGGACGGACGAUCCCAAGGACAAUGUUGAAUCAGCCAAGAGGAAGUUCGAGACUUUCCUUACAGACUUGUCGGCUUCUUCCAAACGCGUCGAAGCUAUUGAUUCUGAUGUGGAAGACUUUGUUCGCCAAGGCCACUCCCAGCUGGACAAGGUUAAGGCACGCCAGCGCCAAAUUCAUCAGAUGUGGGAACAUCUGAACUAUCUGAAGGGACAGAAGGAAAAGAACUUGGAGGGAGCCUCCAGCGUGGAAUUGUUCAAUCGCACUUGCGAAGAAGCCAUCGAUUGGAUGAACGAGAAAAUGACUCAACUGGACACGGCCGAAGUAGGGCCCGAUCUGAAAACAGUUCAAGCUCUGCAAAGACGCCACGAAAACCUGGAAAGAGAACUUGCUCCCGUUCAGGAGAAGGUCAGCAGAGUUAAUCUUCUCGGGAAUACGGUGAAGAAUUCGUAUCCCUCUGAGCGGGAUAACGUCACAGAAAAACAAAAAGACAUUCAAGGGCUUUGGAGAAAGGUCCAGGAAAAGGCAAAAGAACGUCGCUCUCGGCUGGAGAAUGCCGUAGGUCAGCAGAUAUUCACCAACAGUACGAAGGCCUUACUAGCUUGGAUCGAAGGUGUUCAUAAUCAGUUGAACGCAGAAGAGACUGCCCGGGACGUUGAGACAGCUGAGAAUCUGCUCAAACAGCAUAACGAUCUUGCAGAAGAAAUCAAAGCACACGACGAUGAGUUCCAGCAGCUAGCUAAACUCGGAAAUCAGCUUCAACAACGCAAUCCUAGCCUCGUUGAAGUUCCAGAAAUGAUCAAGAAACUGGCGACCGAACAGGAAGCUGUUCACGUAGGUUGGCAGGUCAAGGAAAAGAAACUACAGCAGUGCAUUGAGCUGCAGAUAUUCAACCGGGAAGCGGACAAAAUCGACGCAACCACUAAAAGCCAUGAGGCGUAUCUUGAGUACGGCGAUCUGGGCGAUUCGUUGGACGACGUCGAAGCUAUUCUAAAACGACACACCGAUUUCGAGAACUCUCUCGGUGCUCAGGAUAAAAUUUUGAAAAAUUUCUCCGAUGGUGCCGAUAAGCUGAUCCGAAACAAUCAUUACGACUCAAAGUACAUCGCUGAGCGGCGUGAUCAAGUUCUUGCCCGUAGGGAAAAGGUCAAGAAUCUCGCACAGAAGCGUCGCAAUGCACUGCAAGCAUCCAAGGACUUUCAGAAGUUCUGUGCUGACGUGGAUGAUUUGAGCGUUUGGCUGGCGGAUAAAUUCAGGAUUGCUGGCGAUGAGAGUUAUAAGGAUUUGACGAAUCUUCCGAGAAAACUACAGAAACACCGGGCUUUCGAGCGAGAACUACGUGCUAACGAAGGGCAGCUGCGAACAGUAAACAAAGAAGGUGAAGCAUUGAUCAAGACAAACAACCGAGCCGACGAAGUAUCGCAAAUGCUGGCGGCGGUAAAUCAAAAGUGGAAGGAAUUAAAUUCGUCAUCUCUGGAGAAGGGAAGACGUCUGGAGCAGGCUUCCUUACAACGGGAACACAAUCGGAACAUCGAGGAUGCCAAGAGUAAGCUUGAGGAGUUGGAUGCUACCUUGCAAAGUAAACAAGUCGGCAAUGAUCUACGCAGCUGUAAGGAUUUGAUGAAUAAGCACCAAAAUCUGGAGGACGACAUCAGCAUGUGGGAACAGAAGGUCGCUGAACUGGUCACCUCUGGGGAGGAGAUGGCCCAUGAAGGACAUUUCGACGCGAAUAACAUCAAGAACGAAACUAAAAAGCUCCAGAAUCAGUUUGCAAACUUGAAAGGGCCGGCAGCUAAGCGACGUGAAGCGCUGGAGGAAAGUCUACGCUUUCACAAGUUUGUAUUCGAGCUUGAUGCUGAGCUACAGUGGAUCAAUGAACACUUACCAGCCGCCAGCUCGGAAGUCAUUGGACAAAACCUACAUCAAGCUCAAAGCCUGUACAAGAAACACAAAAAGCUGGAGGCAGAAAUCGAGGGCCACCAGCCGAUGAUUAAUAAGACACUUACUUCAGCGGAGAACUUGAUCAAUCAACAUCAUCCGGAAACGGCAAAGGUCAAGGAACUUUGUCACACAUUAGAACUGGCUUGGGCCGACCUGCAGGGCAAAGCCACCGAACGUUCGAAGAAGCUAGAGCUAUCACUCAAAUCUCAGCAAUACCUUUCCGAAGCUGGAGAGAUAGAAACCUGGCUGGGUGAACGUAACAACGUCCUACGUUCGACAGACUACGGUCGCGAUCGUGACUCCGCAACCAAAUUGCUUACCAAACAUAAGACGAUCGAACUGGAAUUGGACACCUACUCCGGUAUUGUAUCGGAAAUGGGUCAUGCUGCUUCGGCUAUGGUAGCUUCCAAGCACCCGGAUAGCAAGACGAUUGCCGCCAAGCAGCAGCUGAUCGAGAAGAUGUUGAAAUCCCUGCAGAAACUGGCCGCCCAGCGUCAGCUACGCCUGAUGGAGAGUCUGUAUCGCCACGAAUACUUUAUGGAAUCUGCCGAUCUGGAGCAGUGGAUCAAGGAGCAGGAACAGGCCGUCAACUCGGAGGACUAUGGCCAUGAUUAUGAGCAUUUAUUGAUCUUGAAAAAUAAAUUUGACGACCUGAAACAUCGCAUCGAAGUCGGUGCUGAGCGUUUCAACCAGUGCGAGGAGUUUGCCAAGAAGCUCAUCAGCAGUGACAGUCCAUACGUCGCGGACAUCGAAAAGCGACAAGAACAGUUGAGAGGAAGGCAACCCGCUUACACCGAGGCCCAACUGGAUGUCGUUGAACACCAUGAUCAAAUUCGCAACUGUUGGCAGAACCUGCUGAAGCAACUGGCAGCACGCGAGAAGAAACUUCACGCAGCCGGUGAAAUCCAUCGCUUCCAUCGGGAUGCCGCGGAGGCACUCUUCCGUAUUCAGGACAAAAACGCCAUGCUCUCCACCGAACUGGGCAAGGAUUUGAACUCUGCAUUGGCCCUAGCCCGAAAGCAUGAAGCUUUCGAGAACGAGCUGGUCGCCCUGGAAGCACAGCUACAGUUCCUGGUCGAUGAUUCGCUCCGACUGCAGGCCAAGUAUCCUGGUGACAAUGCCAAUGCGAUUGAGGCCGAGCAGGAAAACGUCAUCCAGGCGUGGAAUGUGUUGAAGGAAAAGUCGGCGCUAAGGAACGACCAGCUGCAGGCCAGUUGCGAUUUGCAGCAUUUCCUCACCCAGGUCCGGGAUCUGAUGUCGUGGGCGACCAAUUUGCGUGCGACAUUGCAAGCAGAAGAACACGUCAGUGAUGCUACCGGUGCGACGGCACUGAAGAUCCAGCACGAUGCUAUCUACGGGGAGAUUGAGGCCAGAGAGGAAACGUUCCGGUAUCUGAACGAGUUGAGCGAUUCGAUGGUGCAGACGGGACACUAUGCUGCAACGGAGGUCGAGGAGAAGUGUUCGGCUUUGUUGGAUGAACGGGCAAAACUUCACUCGGCUUACAACAAGAAGAAGAUUCUGCUGGAGCAGAAAAUUGAUUUGUUCUGCUUCAUGCGGGAUGCGAAGGUGAUUGAUAAUUUGAGCAGUGGACAGGAAGCAGCGCUGUCCAGUUCAGACUUUGGUCAAACGGUAGAAGUGGUACAAAAUCAGGUCAAGAAGCACGAUGCGUUCGAAAAGUUGAUUCAAACACAAGAUGAGAAGGUGGCAAUUUUGCAAGAUCAUGGAAGGAAAUUGGUCGAGCAGAAUCAUUACGAUAGUGAGAACAUUAGAAGACGGUUGAGGGAAAUUAUCGAGAGAAGACAGAAGAUCAAGGAGCUGUGCGCGCUAAGACGACAAAAGCUUCAAAAUGCACUGCUGUAUGCUCAGUUUAUAAGGGAUUGUGCCGAAGCUGGAGCGUGGAUCAAUGAAAAGCAGAAGAAACUGGAGGCGGAUGCUAGCAGUUUUGCCGACGUAACGAAUAUGGAGGAUAAGAUUAAAAAGUUGCAGAAGCAUCAAGCGUUCCAAGCAGAAGUGGCUGCAAACGAAGGUCGUAUUAGAGAAGUCAAACAGAAGGGUGAGACUUUGAUAGCGAAGCGUCACCAAUGUGCUCCGGAAAUUGAGGAAGAGGUUCGUAAGUUGAGUGAAUCGUGGAAGGUUCUAUUGAAGGAGGUUCUAUCUCGCGGUAGGGGUCUCGAGGAAGCUCAAGAUAUACUUGAGUUCAAUAGUCAAUUGGAUAAACUGGAAGCUUGGAUCCGCGAUAAAGAAAUGAUGGUGAAUGCCAGUGACACUGGUCGGGAUUUGGAGCAUUGCAAUGCUUUGAAGAGGAAACUGGAUGAUGUUGAUUCCGACAUGAGAGUGGAUGAUCAACGAAUUAAGACAAUUAACGUACUUGCGGAUAAGCUGCUAACGCAGGACAAAGCACCCAACGAGUCUAAGAACGUUCAACAGAGACGAAAUAAUUUCAACAACAAGUGGAAAUCACUUCAGGGUGCAUUGAACAAGUACCGAGAGUUACUCGAUGGUGCCUACGAAAUACAUGUGUUCAACCGGGACAUCGACGACACUGCAGAGAGAAUUGCCGAGAAGCAACUGGCAAUGAGUGUGGAUGAUACUGGACGUGACUUGAAUGCAGUCGAAACGCUGAAGCGUAAACAGGAUACUAUGCAACGGGACAUGACUGCAGUACAGCAGAAGAUAGCAGAACAUGAGCAGAGAGCCGCACUUCUAGCUCAAAAGUAUCCAGAUAAUGCAGUGAAUAUUGAGGAGAAACUGGAGGAUUUGAAGCGCCAAUGGCACAAUCUACAGGAAGCUAGUGUUAAACGUGCAGAUGCACUGGAGAAUGGUUAUACUGCGCACAAGUUCACAGCUAAUGUGAAAGAACUCGAGCUGUGGACUAAUGAUAUGAUCAAGAAGAUGGUUUCAGUAACGAAUCCAACCACGAUUAGCGAAUGCCAAGCGCAGAUACAGUUACAUCAGGAACGCAAAGCAGAAAUAGAUGGAAGAGACAAAGUAUUUAAGGCACUACAGGAACACGGUGAACGGCUAGUAACCGAAAACAAGGCCAAGGGAAUCAAAAACGAUUAUGUAGAGAAGGCACUGAAGCAGUUGGAGGAUCUGAACAAGCAUCUGCACGAUUCGUGGAAGGGUAAAGAUCGUGGGCUGAAGGAGGCUCAUCAGCUUCAACAGUUCAAAGAGCAGGCUGAUCAGAUCGAGGCCUGGUUGGCCAAUAAGGAAGCCUUCCUGAACAAUGAUGAUCUGGGAGAGUCGUUCACUGCUGUCGAGGCGUUGAUAAAGAAACACGAAGCAUUUGAAAAAUUGCUGGCCGCUAGUAGAACCGACGAGUUGGAGAGAUUCUCCGAAGAAAUUUUAGCCGAGAGUCCAUUUGAAGCUGAUGUCAUUAAGCAGAGAUUGUGUUCUGUUAUGGCACGAAAGAAGAAGCUUCUAGCUUCAUCAGCCGCUCGUAAACAGAAACUGCAGGAAUCAUGGCAACUUCAACAAUUCCUCCGUGGGCUGUACGAAGUAGCCAAAUGGAUUUCACAGAAGAUGCAGGUCGCAUUAGAUGAAAAUUAUCGCGAACCGAGUAACCUGCAGAGUAAGAUCCAAAAACACACGGCCUUCGAUGCCGAAUUGGGAGCCAACUCUAGUCGCGUCUCGGCUAUUAUUGAAGAGGGCGAAUCUCUCAUCGAUGCGGAACACUAUGCUAGCGCAUUGGUCCAGGAACAGUUGGACGUUUUGGAAGCAGAUUGGCAGAAACUUCGGGAAGCUUCCUUAGAGAAGAAGGAUCGUUUGGCAGAAGCUUACGAGGCAAGACUCUUCGAGCGCACCUUGGAAGACUUCAACAACUGGAUGGACGAAGUAGAACUUCAGCUGUCUUCCGAAGACUAUGGAAGGGAUCUUGCUUCUGUUAAUAAUUUACUGAAGAAACAUGAAAUGCUAGAAGCGGAUGUCGCUCAUCACCUGGAAACCUGUGAGCAAAUUAAGGCAGCCGACGACAAAUUCCUCGCAUCGGACCAUUUCUUGAAAGACGAACUACACGAAGUAGCCAUGCUGACCAUCAAACGCUACCAUUCACUUCACGAACCCACUACCAUCCGGCGGGACAACCUGGAAGAUUCCCUCCAGUUACAUCAGUUCCUGCGGGACGCCGAAGACGAACUGUCUUGGCUGAACGAGAAGGAACCAUUGGCUGCAUCGAAAGACCUGGGUAACAGUCUGACAGCCGUCCAGACAUUGCAGAAGAAACAUCAAGCCUUGGAAGCGGAGAUUUACUCGCAAGAACCGAUAAUUUCCGCUCUAGUUCAGCGUGGUCAACAGAUGAUCCGGGAAAAUCACUACGCAAUGGAACAGAUCGAACGGCAGUCCAAUCAGCUUCAGCAAAAGUUGAUUAAUUUAAGGAACUUGACCAAUAUCCGACGACUACGGCUGCUGGAUGCAGUGGAAAGUCAACAGUUUUAUGCCGAAGCGAAUGAGGCAGAGUCCUGGCUGAGAGAGAAAAAACCGAUCAUUUCAUCGCACGAUUACGGUAAAGAUGAGGAUUCGGCCAGUUCGCUGCAAAAGAAGUUAGACGCAAUGCAGCGGGAGUUGUUGGCUUUCCGACCGACAGUCGAAAAAAUCGAUAAAUUAGCGUCGGGAUUGCAGGAACGAGGACACUUCGAUAGCGAUAAGAUCAAGACAAAGAACGAUAAGAUUCAGUAUCAGUUCCAGGAGUUGACUCGAUUGGCGGCUGAGCGUGAGAAGAAGCUGGCUGAGACGAAGAAGUUGUAUGAGUUUAUUAGAGAGAUCGACGAUCUUCAGGAGUGGAUCGAAAUGCAGAUGACCACGGCUGGAUCUGAGGAGUACGGAACGGAUGUUGAACACGUGGAGCAACUGACGGCUCAAUUUGAGUCGUUCGUGUCGAAUCUGAACUCGAAUGAAGGACGCGUUAGUGCUUGUGUGGCCAAGGGAAAAGCACUAUUGAACGAAGGUAAUCCAAACAAAGACAUCAUCAAAGGUAAAAGGGAUGAGACGAAGCAACUGUGGGAGGAAUUGAAAGAUUUGGUAAUAGCAAGACAGGAGGCGUUAGCAGGAGCAAAACAGGUUCAUCUCUUUGAUCGUACAGCCGAUGAAACGAUCAGCUGGAUCAAUGAGAAGAUUUCUGCCGUCCUGUCGGAAGACUACGGGCAUGACCUGGAAACUAUUCAAGCCUUGGUACGAACACACGAAAGCUUCGAAGCGGAACUUGGGGCUAUCAAGGAACAGCUGGAAUCGGUCGUCAGCGAAGCUCAAAAAUUGGGUGACACCUUCCCCGAUGCCAAAGAACACAUCGAAGUUAAGCGGGACGAAACGAUCGAGGCAUGGUCCGAGUUGAAAGAAAAGACUUUCCAGCGGAGAGAAAAGCUCAUGCAAGCCGAACAGCUGCAAGCAUAUUUUGACGAGUACCGAGAUCUGAUGGCUUGGAUCAACGAAAUGUUGGCUCAGAUCACGGCACCGGAACUCGCCAAGGAUGUAGCCGGUGCUGAAGCUCUGAUCGGCAAGAUUAAAGAACACCGAACUGAGGUCGAUUCGAGAAACGAAGCUUUCGACACGUUCUAUGUAAUAGGGACCAAACUGAUUAAGGAUGGACACUUCCUUGCGAAUGAAAUCCAGGAAAAGAUCGCCAUUCUAGGACAAAGGAAACGCCUACUGGACAACACAAUUAUUCAAAGAGCCGAAAUUUACGAACUGAAUCUGGACACACAACUCUUCCUCAAGGAAGCUGAAGUUAUCGAAAACUGGAUUAUUUCCCGCCAGGUUCAACUGAAGGACACCAAAUUGGGUGACUCCAUCGCUCAAGUAGAGGACCUGAUCCGAAAGCACGAAGAUUUCGAGAAAACCGUUGCAGCUCAGGAAGAGAAGGUACUCGCGCUCAAACGUAUCACCCUGCUCGAGCAGAAGUUUAAGAAGCAACUGGAAGCGGAACAGGCGGCCCGCAUUGCCGAGAAGGAACGUGUCGAACGAGAACGUCAUGAGGCCCUGAAGCAAAAGGAAGUUCAACGAAUAACCGAGGAGCGCCGCCGGCACGACGUCAACACUUCUGUUGUCAAUGGAUAUUCCGAUACUACCCCCAACAAGUCAACCACUCCUAGUCACCUCUCGCCCGCUGUUUCCCGUCUAUCGAAGGAAGCUCCCGAAGUAUCCCCUGUGGUUCAGAAAUCCAACUCGUUUGCCACGAUGCUACAGGAACGACUGCGACGCGGUUCCGAGGGAAAUAUUAAGCGAGCUGAAAGUAUGAAGAUUGGUCCGAAACCGGCCAAGCGAACGCCAUCCUUCACAACCAGGCGAAGAGCUCAGAGCUUCCGGAAGAAUCAGCGUGGAAACGAACCGGCUGAAUUCGAUCUACCACCAGUGGAAAUUCAGGGAAUGCUAGAACGUAAACACGAACUGCAAUCCGGUGGUAAAAAGGCGCCAGUCCGCUCGUGGAAACCAUUCUAUACCGUGCUGUGCGGACAGCUGCUGUGUUUCUUCAAGGACGUCGAAGACUUUGCCCAGAAGAAGGCAGCAACCGCACCGGUCAAUAUCCUGAACGCCAAAUGCGACCGUGCGGAAGAUUACACGAAGAAGAAAAACGUGUUCCGAUUAGUGCUGUUGGAUGGAUCUGAGUUCUUGUUUUUAACCGGAUCCAGGGAUUCGAUGAACGAGUGGAUCAACAAAAUUGCCUUCCAUGCCGCUUUGCCCCCAAAUCUGCAGCUCAUGAGUUACGACGAAUCAAUGAAGCAAACCUCAAGUGGCACCGAAGCUGCCAAAGUGCUAGGGCUGCAAAUUAAUCCCCAAUCCCCGAUACUAGACCGUAGCGAUGCCAAUUCCUCUAUCAGCUCAAGAACCUCAUCGCCGGACUCCCAGCGAAGGGAUUCUCGCGCCUCGCUGAACAGUGCCAAAUCCGGCGGUUCCGGUAGUAACAACAGUAGCAGCUUGCAAACCCCCCAAAUCAAUUUCCUACAGAAGCAGAAAGAGCUUCGGGAGCUAGAGAAUCAGCAACGGGUUUCCCAGCAUCAGCAGCAGCAGCAGCAACAGCAGCACAUGAGUACCUUCCAAUCGCCUCAGUCGCCGCAAGGGCAGGAACAUUACGGCUUGGCGGAUAAGCCACCGAUACCACCAAGGGGAGUUCCACCACCCGUUCCCCAGCGGCAGUCCAGCACGGAUAACGUUUUGAACAACAACGGCGGAAGCGCGAGUGCAGUACAAAUUCGCCCCAAAACGGGCAGCGGUAGUUUUAACGGAAAUGACUACGACAAUGGGAAUUACACCAACACCUCGCGACCUUUCUCCUACCAACCGAAUUUGAACAGCCAACGUAGCUUACCCCACAAUGGAGGCAACAACAACAACAAUAAUAACGGCAGCGGCGAGGACGUAUGGUUACGUCACAGCGAACUGAGGACAUCAGAUAUUCCUCCACCACCUUUACCAGCUACGUCACCGCCGUUGAGUACCUUUUCCCCACUGAAGCCACCAUCGGGCUAUCAGCACCACCACCAUCAUCAUCAGCAACAACAGCAACAGCAGAAGCAACUGCACGACCAAUUUCUCAGGCGGGAACGGGAGCAGGCCAACAACUAUGCGGGCAAUAGCAACAACAGUUACCUGAAGAUGGCCAGUUCCACUGGGCGGGAAAAUAACAACAACAAUGUAUCACGAACCACCUGGCAUCAACAUUUGCCAACUGCCAUGGGUCCCCCGGUCGGAACUAACGGUGGCCUGGAAUAUCAGCAGAUGAACAAUGGAAGCAAUACCUUCGGUAACAACAUCAGCCUGGACGGAUACACUUCCGGCUGGGGUCAAUCUCGUCUCGAGUCGACGCGGCCGGCUUCACUGCCAGUAGGUAGCCCGAUCGUUCCGCCUCCAGGGGCGAGUGGAUCCACCGAUAUCUCCGGUCUGAUUCUUGGCCGUCCACACACGGGCCAAUCGGCGGAAAGUUCGAGCGAAAGUGAGGCCAGUUUCAUCAAAGGUGGCGGCAGCAGCAAGGACGGCAAUGGUAAGGACAAGAAAGGCAGUGCUGUUUUUAGAAUGUUCUCCAAGAAAAAGUCCAAGAAUCAGAACUAAGGCAGCGUAUGCGGAGUUUGGAAGGUCGAAAGUGAAAAACCGGUACCAAUUAGUUGGUAGUAAAUGUUUAAGCCGGCAGUAAUUUGUUUGUAAAAUAUUAAUUUUUUUAACAAUAUGUAUGAUUUUUAUGGAUGAUUCACAGUGGAACAGAAGCAACGGCAACUAGUUUUGGAGACACUUGUUCUUAAACGCCCCAUUUGUUUGUUUUAGUUUAAGCGCAGAAUGUUAUUUUAUUACACGUAUUAUCGGUAGCUUAUGGGAAACCUUUAAAUACCGCUUUAAGUUCAGUAAACUUAAAUACUUCUACAUACACAUAGCAGUUUUUCGAGGAUCAGUUGAUCAAUCACGAAUAGCUAGGAAUCUUAUUUAUAUUCAGGAAAGUUAAAUACAGAAUUUUAGCGAUAAUGUAAUAUAUCGGAAAAUAACAAGAGCUGAUUCACUGAUGCAGCCAAUCUUUAUACAUCAAUUUAUUAUUUUUUGAAGAAAUCGUUUGGUCAGGAGAGCAGUAGAGCGGCGCAUAGUUUAUACAUAUGUUUACUAUCAUAGUAUCAUAAUUUUUUGUUAUCGUAUAAAUAGAUUUUAGAUAUGUAAUUACAGUUUAAUAAAAUAUUGAAGGAUUCUAA